Chlorocebus sabaeus (green monkey) is the source of this 792-nucleotide messenger RNA. The record is from RefSeq and is a predicted model, not a curated record. NCBI's taxonomy places the organism in Eukaryota, Metazoa, Chordata, Mammalia, Primates, Cercopithecidae.
AUGUCAGCAGCGCAAGUGGACAACUUCUUGAGAAGUUGCGGGAAUGAGGUGGAAGAAGGAAAAGACCUCAACAGCCCAAAUCCAAGAAGCAGAUCUUUAAGGGUGAUGCAGUGUUUUAAAGCCUGCUAUAGAACAAAGAUGACCUACAUUGAACACACAGAAACAGCCCUCCACAGCCUCUGCCGGGGCUUUCCAGGUCUGACCUCCGUGCAGUGCCUGUGGUGCGCUCUGCUGCCACCCAGUGGAUAUACUGAGAAAGGUCAGGAAGAUGAGAUCUACCUGGCAAUAUCUCCCUCCCAGGCCACUUCCCCCACUGGCUCCCAUCCUCACUACCUCCCCCAGGGUUGCAAGCAUGCGCCCAGGAAGGGUCUGUCCCAAUUGGCCUUGCCCUAUCACCACAGCAUCCCUACUUGGCUGAAGCUGACAUCUGACGAUGUGAAGGAGCAGAUUUACAAACUGGCCAAGAAGAGCCUGACUCCUUCACAAAUCGGUGUGAUCCUGAGAGAUUCACACGGUGCUGCACAAGUACGUUUUGUAACAGGCAAUAACAUCUUACGAAUUCUUAAGUCUAAGGGACUUGCUCCUGAUCUCCCUGAAGAUCUCUACCAUUUAAUUAAGAAAGCAGUCGCUGUUCAAAAGCAUCUUGAGAGGAGCAGAAAGGAUAAGGCUGCUAAAUUCCGUCUGAUUCUAGAGAGCUGGAUUCACCGUCUGGCUCGAUACUAUAAAACCAAGCGAAUCCUCCCUCCCAGCUGGAAAUACGAACCAUCUACAGUUUGUGCCCUGGUUGUAUAA